AUGACGUCCUACACCUCGAAUGUCAAAUCUGCCCUGCAAGGCCUGACAGUUGGCUUCAUAGGCUGUGGAGACCUAGGCAAGGCCAUUCUCAAAGGAGUCUCUUACGAGUCUGCCUCAUCUCCACAAAUGCCAGACUCGUGGGCUCUAGCUAGAUACCUAGCAAGCGUACAGUCAGAGAAAACGGCUCAGGCCCUUAGAGAAUUCUUUCAAUCAGCUUCAGACGCAGGAGGCUCCAUCAACCUUGAGGUCUUUCAGCGGCAGAAUGUCCAGAUCGCACAGAAGUCUGACUUCGUCAUUCUAGCCUCGCCACCAGGAGCAGUGGAGACCAUUUUGAGCGAGAAAGGUAUGGCAGAGGCACUGUCGCAAAAGGUUCUUGUCAGCCUUGCAGCAGGCGUCACGAUGUCACAGAUGGAAACUGCGCUAUACCAGCCAAAGAGCGACAGUCCCAAUGUUAGUGACCAAAACAGAUGCUGGAUCGUCCGCGCGAUGCCAAACAUUGCCGCCUCUCUCGCCGCCUCAGCAACAGCCAUCACGGUCUCCACGGACCUAGCACCACCAAAGGACAAGAUCGAGAUCGUCGAGUCGUUCUUCCAGUGCGUCGGCGGCAUCACCCACAUCACCGAGUCCCAAAUGGACGCCGCAUUUUUCUGCGAUGCCAUCAUCGACGGGGCUGUUGCGGGCGGACUCCCGCGUGGCCAGGCUGAGGCCAUGACGGCGCAGGCGCUAGCGAGCACGGCGGCUUUGUUGGCUGCGGACGGCGGCGGCAAGCGGCCUUCUGAGGUUCGGGAGAAUGUGUGUGCUAACCCCGGCAUUACUAUUGGGGGCAUACUGGACCUGGAAAAGGGUGGUGUGAGGGGAUCUAUCUCGGGGGCUGUUCGGGACUCCAUACUCGCUGCUCGAUCCCUUGGGAGGAAAGACGGCUGA
This is a messenger RNA of Diaporthe amygdali, 924 nucleotides long. RefSeq lists its product as uncharacterized. Bases 1 to 924 code for a protein of 307 amino acids. Gene Ontology annotation, molecular function: pyrroline-5-carboxylate reductase activity. NCBI's taxonomy places the organism in Eukaryota, Fungi, Ascomycota, Sordariomycetes, Diaporthales, Diaporthaceae. The transcript is spliced from 2 exons. The record is from RefSeq and is a predicted model, not a curated record. Gene Ontology annotation, biological process: L-proline biosynthetic process.